Coffea eugenioides is the source of this 2554-nucleotide messenger RNA. RefSeq lists its product as uncharacterized. The transcript has 13 exons. The record is from RefSeq and is a predicted model, not a curated record. The coding region runs from base 145 to 2238 and encodes 697 amino acids. Lineage: Eukaryota; Viridiplantae; Streptophyta; Magnoliopsida; Gentianales; Rubiaceae.
CGGGUUGGCCAACCAGGCCCCUUUCUUUUUCUUCUCCUCCUCCUCUAGAAGCUGAAGACGACCUCAGACUUGCUGAGGCUUCGAGCUCUGCAUCAACAAAUUAGAACUGAAACUCCAAUCUUUGAUUUUUCAAGCAAAAUUAAUAUGAGGAAGCGCGACCUAGCCAUUCUCAUGCUCUCUGCUUUCGCUAUUUUCUUUUCUCUUCAGCAUGAAGGUGAUUUUUCGUUCAAAGAAGCGUGGUAUCAUAUAUCCGAUGAAUACCCUAUCAAAUACGAGGCUGAGCGCCUGCCGCCGCCAAUUGUCGCUGAUCUCAACGGUGAUGGGAAAAAAGAGGUUCUUGUCGCUACUCAUGAUGCCAAAAUUCAGGUUUUGGAACCUCAUGCAAGGCGAGUGGAUGAAGGAUUCAGUGAAGCACGUGUUCUUGCAGAAGUGUCCCUCUUGCCUGACAGGAUUCGGAUUGCAUCUGGUAGACGUGCUGUGGCAAUGGCCACUGGUGUCAUAGAUCGGAACUACAAGCGCAAAGAACCUCAAAAACAAGUGCUUGUGGUUGUUACAUCAGGUUGGUCUGUAAUGUGUUUUGAUCACAACCUCACGAAGCUAUGGGACGUGAACUUGCAGGAGGAUUUUCCACAUAAUGCUCAUCAUAGAGAGAUAGCUAUCUCUGUUAGCAACUAUACUUUAAAGCACGGAGAUUCAGGCUUGGUAAUUAUCGGUGGGAGAAUGGAAAUGCAGCCUCAUUUGCAUAUGGAUCUGUUUGAGGAAAUUGAAUUGGCAGAGAAAAAUGCAGAGCAGCAUAGGAGAAGUGCCAGUGAGAAGGAAGCUUCUGACAAUUCUGGGAUGGUGGAUUUACGCCAUUUUGCAUUUUAUGCAUUUGCUGGUCGAUCUGGCCAACUCCGUUGGAGCAGAAAGAAAGAGGAUAUUGAAAGUCAUCCUCCAGAUGCAUCGCAGUUAAUACCCCAGCACAAUUAUAAGCUUGAUGCUCAUGCUUUAAACAGCCGCCAUCCAGGAGAGUUUGAAUGCAGGGACUUCAGAGAAUCUAUCCUUGGUGUUAUGCCGCAUCAUUGGGAUCAGCGGGAGGAUACUUUAUUUGAGCUGGCACAUUUUAGGCGUCACAAGAGGAAAACUGUGAAGAAAACGCCUGGAAAGAACAUGAACUAUCCUUUUCACAAACCAGAGGAAAAUCAUCCUCCAGGAAAGGAUACAUCAAAGAAGAUUUCUAAUGCAAUAGGGAAGGCAGUAAACUAUGCUAAAUCUGCAAAAUCCAAGAAGCCUUUGCCUUAUAUACCGACCAUAACAAACUAUACUCAACUCUGGUGGGUUCCUAAUGUUGUUGUUGCUCAUCAAAAAGAAGGAAUUGAAGCUGUUCAUUUGGCAUCAGGGCGCACCAUAUGUAAGCUUCAUCUUCAAGAAGGUGGCCUCCAUGGCGAUAUUAAUGGUGAUGGAGUCCUAGAUCAUGUCCAGGUUGUGGGUGCAAAUGGUGCUGAACAGACUGUUGUUAGUGGAUCUAUGGAAGUACUGCGUCCCUGCUGGGCUGUGGCAACUUCUGGUGUUCCAGUGCGAGAACAACUUUUUAAUGCUUCUAUAUGUCAUCAUUCUCCCCUUAACCUUUUCCAACAUGGGGAAUUUUCCAGAGGCUUUGGGCGGAUGCUUGAUGUAAGCUCGUUAGAGGUGGCCACACCUAUUCUCAUCCCAACAAAUGAUGGUCAUCGGCAUCGUAAAGGAAGUCAUGGUGAUGUUGUUUUCUUAACAAAUAGAGGAGAGGUGACAUCAUAUUCUCCUGGGUUGCUCGGCCACGAUGCUUCCUGGAAUUGGCAAAUCUUGACAGGUGCCACAUGGUCCAAUCCUCCAUCUCCAUCAGGGUUGACAGAGUCUGGUCAGGUGAUCCCUACCUUAAAAGCAUUUCGCUUGCGUCCUCAUGAUGGUAGAGAUUUGAUCCUGGCCGCGGGAGAUCAAGAAGCUGUAGUGUUGUCUCCUGGAGGAAGUACAUUAACAACAGUUGAGCUUCCUGCAGCUCCAACGCAUGCCUUGGUCACUGUGGACUUUUCAAAUGAUGGACUGACCGACCUUAUUCUUGUGACUUCCAAUGGGGUGUACGGCUUCGUUCAGACUAGGCAACCGGGUGCCCUCUUCUUUAGCACAUUGGUGGGCUGCCUUAUAGUAGUCAUGGGAGUCCUCUUUGUCUCGCAACACCUAAAUUCCGUCAAAGGGAAACCUCGACCCUCAUCAGGUCACCUAUGAAACAGUGCCAGUUCUGUGGUGGUAUCUGAGCAAUGCAGUGCAGAUUGACUGUUUCUUUUUAUGAGAUUGGACCACUAUAAAUUAACCGGGAUCAACUACUUAGAGAACAGCCAAAUGCAGUCAGCUUUUGGGAUACCUGUGCAUAUCGUCCGGAAUCUUGAUGACUUACUUAAAAUCUUUUUCCUUUUUCGUUUGCAUUGGCGUUGUUCACCUGUAAUGGUUCUAUGGAGUAUAUUAUAGAAGAUCUUUACAUGUAACCUUUUAACAAUUUUGGAACUGGUUUACAGAAUUGCAUUCUUCCCUUGAUCUUUCUGUU